Molecule: messenger RNA, 1982 nt
Organism: Marchantia polymorpha subsp. ruderalis
Lineage: Eukaryota; Viridiplantae; Streptophyta; Marchantiopsida; Marchantiales; Marchantiaceae
Source: the annotation of a GenBank genome assembly
AAAUACGCCGUGCUGGUGGCGGCCGCCAUCAGGUGCCUCAUUUGGUCACAGGCAGUCAGUCACGGGGUUGACGACUUUCUCGGCUGACAGGAAUUCGUCAGUUGCCUUUCAAUGCGAAUCCGUACUAUUGGCCUCCAUUAUCCACUGGAGGGCGACCUUAGAUCCGGCACGAGAUCCUUCACGUUCAACAGCCCCAUAAUGCUGGAUGCAAGAGAUGAGAUUGAGCCAAGAUUUCUUGUUAACAAAUCACCACAUUUCACAGCUUGCACUCUUCGUGCACCAACUCUUAUCAGUAUCUUUUUCAGAUGUGUGAGAUCGGAUGUCAUGUAGUGCGAUUGGGGCCUAUGUUUCCGUUUUGGUUUCAUCCUUGACUACUUGAUGAAGUCUUCCCAUUCAUCUUGAUAUGUUACUCGGUCCAGCUCACAACGCCUGAACUAGUACGCUGUUUCGGUUUUCUACUACCUCACACAGAGCCAAUAAUUGUUGCAGUAUCACGGUUAGAAGUCUGGUGAGGAUAUUUCCAUUAGUUUGUGUGUUCGUCUUAUGCUCUAAUGGAAGCGAAAGAAAAGACAGCUGUAGGAAAUCCCUGGCAUGAGGUCUGUCUGAUUCAUGACACAAGUUUCUUUUUCUAUUGUUAAGAAGUCUGAUGGUCGAGGGUAAGCUCAAUCGGAGUAAUCGGUUUACAGAAAAUGGAGUUUCCGACGAAGGGCAUGGAGCAUAAGUACAUCGUGACAGAGCUCGGCAAUAGAGUGCACUGCGUGGUCGCGGGAGCUGGACCUCCGGUGUUGCUUCUGCAUGGCUUCCCAGAGUUCUGGUACAGCUUUCGCUACCAAAUUCCAGCACUGGCUGCUGCUGGAUUCCGCGUUAUCGUUCCAGACACUCGAGGUGCAGGCGAGUCAGAAAUCGUUGAAGCAAGCGACAAGUACAUGUGGAAUGACAUAAUCGGUGAUAUAGUUGCCGUCUUGAAAGGACUCAAUGUGACUGAGAAGGUCCUUGUGGUUGGACACGACUGGGGAGCUUCGUUCGCCGGGCAUCUAUCACGGAUCCGACCUGACCUUGUCCGAGCCGUCGUUUAUCUGGGUUUCGUUCCUUCCACAUGGAGAGUUCAUCUAACCCUCUGGGAGGACACGCGGGCUGCUUUCGGCGAUGAAGUAUAUAUACAUGUCUUCCAGGAGCCCGGGCGGGCAGAAGCUUUGUUUGCCAAGGAGAAGACAUCUUCUUUGAUGUUGGCGUUUCUCACUCGGUGGAGCGACGAUCCCCAACUCGGUAUUCCAAAGGCUUCCUCCGACAAAGAAGAAGCCCUACCAGAUUGGCUCACAUCUGCAGAUCUCCAAUUCUAUGCAGAUACUUUUGAUAAAACGGGAUUCACACCCGGUUUGAAUGUGUAUCGCAAUUUUAAGAGGUCUAUCGAACUGAAUGCUCCGUUUAUAGACAAGCUUCUCGAGCAUCCGUCAUUAUUAAUAAAGGCUACGAGGGAUCUUGGCUACCAAAACGUUUCAAGAUUUCAAUCAUCUUUGGAUCCAGAAGAAAUACUUGCUGCCAACAAACCUCUAUCUCCCAAUCUACAGAAAGUCGUUGUAGUUGAUGCUAAUCACUUCCUGCACCAGGAGAAGCACGAGGAGGUAAACAAAGCUAUCAUCGAGUUUUUUAUUUCUUGCCCCCCGUCUUAGUUAAAUAUCGUCCACCCAUGUUUACAUAUGGUUGAGGUCAGGUUUAGGGUCUUGUCCCCAUGCUUCAAAAUUACCUUGCCAAGCAACGUGAAAUGUGACAGUUGUCGUAGGCCGAAGUACAUCCAAAUUCAAUCAGCAACAACUCGGUAAUUGCUCGUAAUGUUUUUGUUUAAUCUGUGUAAAUUUGUACUUUAAUGAGUCGGGCGCUCCAGCUAAGCUGGGAACACUUGAUUGUGUUGCAGUCUGGUGUUCUGUAAGUAACUGAUCAAUAUAUUACAGGCAGCAAAGCUCCUCCUGUGUACAUGUCUCUUC